GCGAGGGCAGGGAUGGGGGCCCCCACCUUCGCACAUCUGCGCGGGGCUCCAGAUUGUAGGGCGGGGCGGCACUUCUCGGAAAGCGAAAGCAGGCGGGACGGGGCGGGGAAAGAGGAAGUGCCGGUUGGCUACGCGACCCGACAGCGCCGAGGCUCCAGGGCGGCCCGCCAUGGCUGCAGGGGACCCUGGCGUGGGGUCCGCGACCCCUGCCUCCUCGACGGCCUCCCUCCCUCUGGCUGCGCUCAACAUGCGAGUGCGGCAACGCCUGUCGCUGUUUUUGAAUGUGCGGACGGCUGUGGCGGCCGACUGGACCGCUCUGGCGGAGGAGAUGGGCUUUGAGUACUUGGAGAUCCGACAGCUGGAGACGUUCGCCGACCCCACGGGCAGACUGUUGGAAGCCUGGCAGGGACGCCGCGGCGCCUCAGUAGGCCGACUGCUCGAGCUGCUCGCCAAGCUGGGCCGCGAAGACGUGCUGGUCGAGCUGAGACCCAGCAUUGAGGAGGAUUGCCAAAAGUAUAUUUUGAAGCAGCAACAGGAAGAAUCUGAGAAGCCCUUGCAAGUGGCCGCUGUAGACAGCAGUGUCCCGCGGACAGUGGAACUGGCAGGCAUCACCACACUUGAUGACCCCCUGGGGCAAAUGCCCGAGCGUUUUGAUGCCUUCAUCUGCUACUGCCCCAACGACAUCCAGUUUGUGCAGGAGAUGAUCCGGCAACUGGAACAGACAAACUAUCGGCUGAAGUUGUGUGUGUCCGACCGUGAUGUCCUGCCUGGCACCUGUGUCUGGUCCAUUGCCAGUGAGCUCAUUGAGAAGAGGUGCCGCCGGAUGGUGGUAGUUGUCUCUGAUGAUUACCUGCAGAGUAAGGAAUGUGACUUCCAGACCAAAUUUGCACUCAGCCUCUCUCCAGGUGCCCAUCAGAAGCGACUGAUCCCCAUCAAGUACAAGGCAAUGAAGAAGGAGUUCCCCAGCAUCUUGCGGUUCAUCACUGUCUGUGACUACACCAACCCCUGCACCAAGUCGUGGUUCUGGACUCGCCUUGCCAAGGCCUUGUCCCUGCCCUAAAGACUGCCCUGGGACCUUGGGUGUGUAUGCAUCUGUCUGCCUGUCCACAUACUUCUGCCCCUGCGUCCUUCGUCAGUUGUAGGGAGAAUCUGUGCUCUACUUGCCUCUUAAUUCCUGGAGAUGCCAACUCCACAGACACAUCUGCAGCUGCUGGAUAUCAUCACAUCCCAUGCCCUGCCCGGAACCAGUGGCUGUGAGUGGCACGUCUACCUGCUGGGUUAUCAGUCAGGACAGUGAAGAACAGGACCAGCUAGGACUAAGAGGAGGACCAGUAGAGCUAGCUCUGAGCCAUUCACACAUCUUUGGCCUCAGUUUCCCCACUUAUGAAGUAGGAUAGGAGAACAGGCAGUAUCUGUGUUUGAAUGACUGGAGGAAAUGGUGAAGCACUGCUCUGGGUCUCCUGGGGGAGACAAAUCUUGGCUGAGGGAGAGCUGGCUGCUGCUGGGACCAUGGCAGUGGCUUCCACAGUGAUGCCUACUGACGCGUCAGUGCAUCGUUGCACACCUCACAUCCCACCUCCUCCUGCCCACCAGGCAGUGGGGAAGCAGGGGGCUCAGCACAAGGAGAUCCUACCUUGAGCCCAAUUCCCUAAUGGGUCCACCUCUCAUCUGCAUCUUUGACUCCUCCCAGCCUCUGCCCCACCUUCAGCAGUGUCAAGUCCCCGAAAAGACUGGCAUGCACAGUUGGGGCUGCUUUUCAGUUCCCCCUGUUGAGAUGCCUAUGAUCACCUCAGCUCCAGCUGGCGUGAGAUAGGAUCCUGGCCUCUGGCAUACCAUCAAAUAUGGGUUCUGGGGCUGGGUCACCAUAGCAAUAUGAGCAGGGAACUUUCCUCCAUGGCCAUGCACAGAAAGCUUUCCCACCAACUUUCUGCACCAUGAUUGCCUUAACAAAUUUGUUUACAAACAGCAACCACACAAGAGCCCCUGUCCCAAAACUUGUGGGCAUGUGGACACAUACAAACUCACACACACAGACAUAUAUAUGCAUGCACAUGCACCCUUACACACACAGACACCUGCAUACAUGUUUGCCUGGGGACAGCUCCGAGGAAUGACUAGGUGGCCACCUAUCUAUCUCCCUUAACAAAGAUGGGGCACUCUUGUAUUCCUUUUCUCUUUUUUUCCUACUCAUUGAAACCAAACUCUGGAAAGGACCCAAUGUGUCAGUAUUUAUGUCCUCCAUGAAGUGCAGGGAGAGGAAGAGAGCUGCGUGAACCCACACAACAGGCGAUCUCCCUCCCAGGGCAAUUUUUACAUUACCCUCAAGCUCUCCUUCUGGGAGAAAAUGUCAUGGUCUCAGGUGUCUGUGCCCCAGGGCAGACCCCAUGACCCCAAAUCCAAUAGAAAAUGGAUCUAUUCUUUGCUCUACCUCCAGCAAGGCUGGAACAAGGUGCCUUCCCUUGGGGUCUCAGGAGGGAAUGGAGGCCCCUCUCUGCAUCAUCUUGACAGCUGCCAUGCACCUGCAUGCCUUUGAUAGUGGGCAUUUUAAAAACAAUUUCAAGAAAGCAUCUUCUAUACCUGUUUUGUAUGUAUUGUGAAAAUUUCAAAGAUAUCUGAGAAAUGCCUGUGUUUGCCAUUCCUCCUGUAUCCUGGGUUUAUAAUUAAAGGAUAUUCUACUUUGGAAA
Molecule: messenger RNA, 2684 nt
Organism: Lemur catta (Ring-tailed lemur)
Lineage: Eukaryota; Metazoa; Chordata; Mammalia; Primates; Lemuridae
Gene: MYD88
Product: MYD88 innate immune signal transduction adaptor
Exons: 5
Coding region: 170-1060 (296 amino acids)
Biological process (GO): positive regulation of canonical NF-kappaB signal transduction; defense response to Gram-positive bacterium; MyD88-dependent toll-like receptor signaling pathway
Cellular component (GO): plasma membrane
Molecular function (GO): Toll-like receptor binding; TIR domain binding
Source: RefSeq, a predicted model, not a curated record